This is a messenger RNA of Silurus meridionalis, 1581 nucleotides long. RefSeq names its product carbohydrate sulfotransferase 1-like. Gene Ontology annotation, molecular function: keratan sulfotransferase activity; N-acetylglucosamine 6-O-sulfotransferase activity. Gene Ontology annotation, cellular component: Golgi membrane. Gene Ontology annotation, biological process: carbohydrate metabolic process; N-acetylglucosamine metabolic process; keratan sulfate proteoglycan metabolic process. The coding region runs from base 294 to 1562 and encodes 422 amino acids. Lineage: Eukaryota; Metazoa; Chordata; Actinopteri; Siluriformes; Siluridae. The transcript is spliced from 2 exons. The record is from RefSeq and is a predicted model, not a curated record.
UACCAGCAUCCCACGCGCAUUAUCUCAUUCCCACUCAGGCAGAGAUAUCAGUUGUUCUCCGUCCUCUUUCCAGCCCACUGCUGUUAUAUCUCACACUAUUGAGAGACUUUUCGGAUUUGUGACGGCGCUUUAUGGAUGUACCUCGCAGACAUAGGUCCUUCUUUUUCCAUCUGAAGAUCACAGACUUUCACUGAUGCUGCCGCUGUUGCAAGCUUCGGCUCGUGACGGCUUUAACACCAGCUCGGAGACAGGACUAGAUCCCGUCCGCAGAGCCUGGAUGAAGUUUCCCAGCCAUGCAAUGUUCUUGGAAGGCUGUGAUACUGCUAGCCUUGGCCUCCAUUGCCAUCCAGUACACGGCCAUCCGGACCUUUACGUCCAAGACGUUUCAGCUCUGCCCUGUGCCGAUCCAACAGAACUGCAGCCUGAGCGGCCAGGAAGCGGACAGCCUGUUCGAGCGUGGGUGUGAUGAGUAUUCUUACUUUACUUUCAAUACGUCACGCAAGACCCACGUCCUGGUGUUAGCAACCACCCGCAGCGGCUCAUCGUUUGUGGGCCAGUUGCUGAAUCAGCACUCGGAUAUCUUCUACCUGUUUGAACCUCUGUACCACGUCCAGACAGCUCUGAUUCCACGUCUCUCUCACAGCCGGAAUGCGGCUGACAGGCGAGUGAUGCUGGGCGCCAGUCGGGAUUUGCUGCGAAGCCUCUAUGGAUGUGACUUGCACUUUCUAGAGAGCUACAUCAAGCCACCACCGACCAACCACACCACGGACAAGUUGUUUCGCCGCGGGGCCAGUCGAGCUCUCUGCUCCCAGCCCGUCUGUGACGCCUUCAGUCCCAGCGAGACUAAUGUAGAGGAAGGUGACUGCAUUAAAAAGUGUGCGAUUCUCAACAUGACUCUUGCUGCCGAAUCUUGCCGAGAUAAGCGUCAUGUUGCCAUAAAGAUCGUCCGGGUCCCUGAAAUCGGAGACUUGCGGGCCCUGGUGGAGGAUCCACGCCUUAACCUGAAGGUCAUUCAGCUGGUCAGAGACCCGCGAGGAAUUCUCGCCUCAAGGAUCGAGACCUUCCGGGACACCUACCGUCUGUGGAGGAUCUGGAGGGCAACCGGAAGGAAACCCUACAACCUGGAUUUGACUCAGUUGACAGUAGUUUGUGAGGACUUCUUAAGCUCGGUUUCUACCGGGCUCAGCCACCCAUAUUGGCUUAGGGGAAAGUACAUGCUGGUGCGAUAUGAGGACUUAGCGAGGAACCCUCUACAGAAAACCAAGGAUAUCUACGACUACCUGGGGUUAUCGAUGGACAAAAACGUAAUUGACUGGAUUCAGGCGAACACCAGGGGAAGUAAUGAACUGUUGACCAAACACAAGUACGGAACAGUGAGAGAUUCGGCGGCUAAUGCCGAAAGCUGGAGGCUCAAACUGUCCUUCGAAAUGGUAGACUACACACAAUCAGUGUGUCAAAAAGUAUUACACAGACUGGGCUAUAAAAGCGUCAACUCGGUCGAGGAGCUGAAAAAUAUGUCCGUCUCGCUUGUGGCAGACAAAGUUUUUGUACCGUUUUUAUAAUAAAGAAAGUUGCGAAUGA